Molecule: messenger RNA, 1098 nt
Organism: Nothoprocta perdicaria
Lineage: Eukaryota; Metazoa; Chordata; Aves; Tinamiformes; Tinamidae
Gene: TPP1
Product: tripeptidyl peptidase 1
Exons: 7
Coding region: 1-1098 (365 amino acids)
Biological process (GO): central nervous system development; proteolysis
Molecular function (GO): serine-type endopeptidase activity; tripeptidyl-peptidase activity
Source: RefSeq, a predicted model, not a curated record
AUGAGCAUGCUGUGCACCUCGUGCUACGUCCAUGCCAGCCUCAGGGCUCCGCGCCGCUACCUGUCCCUGGAGCAGGUGCGGGAGCUGGUGCAGCCCUCCCCGGCCGCGCUCAUGACCGUGCUCCGGUGGCUGAAGGGCCACGGCGUGGGCAGCUGCCGCAGCGUGAGCACCCUGGACUUCCUGGAGUGCCGCAUGCCUGCCAGCACGGCCGAGCGCCUCCUGCCAGGGGCCGAGUUCCACCGCUACGUGAAAGGUGGGCGCAGCGUUGUGCGCUCCCCGCUUCCMUACAGUGUCCCUGAGGAGCUGGCCGAGCACAUCGACUUCGUCGGGGGUCUGCACCGGUUCCCUGCGGAGAGGAAGGUGGUCAGCAGAGCCUGGGCCAAGAAGGACGCGGAGCCAGGGCAGCGCCAUGGAGGAAAAGCAGCUUUCCACCUGGGUGUCACACCCUCCAUCAUCCGUAAAAGAUACAACAUGACAGGAGGAGACGUCGGGGUACUGGCAAACAACAGCCAGGCCUGUGCACAGUUCCUGGAGCAGUAUUUCCACCAGGCGGAUGUGGCUGAGUUUAUGCAGCUCUUUGGCAGCAGCUUUGGCCACCGCUCUCAGGUUGACCAUGUGGUUGGGCACCAGGGCUGGGGCAAGGCUGGGCUGGAGGCAAGUCUGGAUGUGGAAUACAUCAUGAGCACAGGAGCCAACAUUUCCACAUGGGUCUUCAGCAACUCAGGGAGGCACGAGAGCCAGGAGCCCUUCCUGGCCUGGCUGCUGCUGCUCAGCAACAUGUCCGCGCUGCCCAGCGUGCACUCGGUGAGCUACGGCGACGACGAGGACAGCCUGUCGCGCGCCUACCUGCAGCGCGUCAACGUGGAGUUCAUGAAGGCGGCGGCCCGCGGCCUCACCGUGCUCUUCGCCUCAGGUGCGGCCUCGGUGCCGCGCAGGUGCCUCCGAGGGCCGGGAGCCCCUGGGAAGCCUCCUGCGGCUGCUGUGGCCGCGCGCCCCUUGAGGGGGCUGCGGCUCGAGGGAGGCGAUGAUGGUGCGGGCUGCAGGAGGGUGUCCGGCGGCAACCACACUUUCCGGCCCAGCUUUCCAGCCUCCAGGUAA